AUGGAUGCGUUCUCUUCCUUCUUCGAUUCUCAACCCGGUGGCAGAAGCUGGAGCUAUGAUUCUCUCAAGAACUUCCGUCAAAUUUCUCCGGCCGUCCAAAAUCAUCUUAAGCGGGUUUAUCUCACCUUGUGCUGUGCACUUGUUGCGGCUGCCUUUGGAGCUUACCUCCACGUUCUCUGGAAUAUCGGUGGGAUUCUCACAACGAUUGGAUCCAUUGGAAGCAUGAUUUGGCUGCUUUCAUGUCCUCCUUAUGAACAACAAAAGAGGCUUUCUCUUCUAUUUCUGUCUGCUGUUCUUCAAGGUGCUUCAGUUGGCCCGUUGGUUAAAGUGGCAGUCGAUGUUGACCCGAGCAUCCUCAUCACUGCGUUUGUCGGAACUGCGAUAGCGUUUGUCUGUUUCUCAGCAGCAGCGAUGCUGGCAAGACGCAGAGAGUAUCUCUACCUUGGAGGUCUGCUUUCAUCUGGCUUGUCCAUGCUAAUGUGGCUUCAGUUCGCCUCUUCGAUCUUUGGUGGCUCUGCGUCUAUCUUCAAGUUUGAGUUAAAAAACUCGGCAGACAAAGAAGAGAAGAAGAAGAAAAGAAGAAACUGA
This is a messenger RNA of Thlaspi arvense, 588 nucleotides long. NCBI's taxonomy places the organism in Eukaryota, Viridiplantae, Streptophyta, Magnoliopsida, Brassicales, Brassicaceae. The record is from the annotation of a GenBank genome assembly.